Molecule: messenger RNA, 2828 nt
Organism: Vanessa atalanta (red admiral)
Lineage: Eukaryota; Metazoa; Arthropoda; Insecta; Lepidoptera; Nymphalidae
Gene: Syx13
Product: syntaxin-12
Exons: 6
Coding region: 173-1003 (276 amino acids)
Biological process (GO): vesicle-mediated transport; vesicle fusion; intracellular protein transport
Cellular component (GO): SNARE complex; endomembrane system; membrane
Molecular function (GO): SNARE binding; SNAP receptor activity
Source: RefSeq, a predicted model, not a curated record
AAAUGUUGACGUUUCUUCUUAUCAAUUUACAUAUUUGAUGUAGCCACAGUUAAUGAGUUAAUACAAAUUACAAUACAAAACUGGAAACUAUUAGGCUCACAUUUUACAAACUAAUAUUAUCAAAACUGGUUUUCGUUGAAUAGGUUUCAUUAAGUGAUUUAAAAAAAAAAAUAUGGCUGAACGGGAGCCCAUUAGUGGAUCAAGCCGAGACUAUGGGGCAAUUGCAGCACCUCCCACAGUUGCCUUCGCCGAUUUUAGCCCUACAGAACUGUAUAACCUCAGCGAAGGCAUUGCGGAUAAUGUGAACACCAUUAAUAAUGGAUUGAGAGCAUUAGAAAAGAUGAUGAAACAAAUUGGAGGGCCUAAUGACAGUAUUCAGCUCAGAGAUAAAAUCCAUGAUACUCAACAGAAUGUGAACAGUUCUGUGUCCGCAACAGCACGGGACAUUCAAAGACUUGGUGUGGUUGUCCGGAGAGGAGAUAAACCACAGAAGUUACAAGUCGAGAGACUCACGCAAGCAUUUAGAGAUGCUCUUGCAAAAUAUUCUUCUGUACAAAAGCAAGUGUCAGAAAAAAUGGCGGCUCAUAUGCCAACUCAAGGUCGUUCUAAGAACGAUCCUCAAGCUCUAGAAAGACAGGCUAUCGCAGAUGAUGAAGAAGCAUCGUUAUUAUCAAAUCAGCAGGCUCAGGCUCGUCUCGUUCAGUUCGAGACGAGUAUGCUCAUAGAGAAAGAAGCUUAUAUGAAUAAGAUCGAAGCUGAUGUCCUGGACGUCAAUCAAAUCAUGCAGGAACUAGCAGAUAUGGUGAGCGCCCAAGCGCAAUCCGUUGAUACAGUUGAAAGUCACAUUGAAGCUGCGAGCGCAAGUGUCGAAGCCGGCGUCGAUGAAUUAGCCAAAGCAGCUGAGUAUAAACGUAGAUAUAGAAGGAAAAUGAUGUUUAUCAUAUUAAUCGGAACAAUACUUGCGAUCAUAUUUAUUGUAUGGGUGGUAAAGGCAUUUAAAUAAAUACAUAACCAAAUUAUAUUUACAUAUGGCAAUCAUUUUAUUUUUAACUAUGCGCCAUAUAUUUUUUUUUUAUCAUCUCCAUUGGUCUUGUGUACCAACCAAACUGCAAAGAAAUCGUUUUCGAUUGUUGUGUAUAUAUUUAGUAACGAAUUCAAACGAACUUUAAAUAUAAUCUCCUUGAAUGUCUAACAACGAUUUAAAAACUAGAAAGGAAUGCUAAGACGUUUAUUCGUUCAUGUUAUUAUUGUUUUUAGAUAAUUGUAAGGAACUAAAAUGUUAUCGAAAACUGACCAAAUUUAAUCCCUUACGAUUGAUAAUAUAUGGUUUGUAUUUACUUUUAUUUAAACUCGUCUUUGAUUAUAAUUUAUAAUACUAGCGAGACGACAGUCGACAAUACUUUAGGAUGGUCAAACAUUCAAAUGUCAAAAUGACAUUGACAAGAGUGUAGAUAUUUCGUCAGUUUAUAUAAAUUUCGUCGAUACAAUUAUUAUUAAAAAAGAAUAUGAUUAUUUAGACGUUAUAUAAUCUAUGUCAUAUAAUAGAUUUUAUGCUAUAAGAUGUAUUUUUUUUUUAAUUUAGUAAAAGAUUUAUUGUACCUUAAUCGAGAAUUACUUAUAUGUUUAUAAUGGGCUCGAGUAGAUUUUAAAAUGUUUAAUUUACAAUAAAUGUCACUGGUCUAUACUAUAAAGAGACUGAUAUAAAAAAGGCGAUGAUAUAAAAAAAAACGGAAGAUUUUUUCAAUUUCUUUCAACUAAUUUGAGUGCAAGAAUGUAUUUUUACGUAUUAAACGUUAUUUGAGCGAACAAAUUUUUAAUAAAAGUAUUUAAUUUAAUUAUUUAUUUUUGUAAUAUUGUUUUCUCGUCUAUUUAGUCUUAAAAACAAAAAAUAUGAAUUAUUUUUAAAUCAAUCAUACUUGAUGAUAGACUUAUUACAAAUACCUCAGUAAUACCAGUGAAAUUUCACUAUUCAAUCGUGUCAAAUCCAAAUACAGAUCUAUCGAGCUACUGGCAACACUUGAAUUCGUUCAUAUACUGGUAAUAACUAAAUAAUAAAAUAUAAAGUUUUAUAAUCUUUAAAUUACAUACAAAUGUUCGUUUAAUUUCAACCAAACAAUAACUUUAAAUUUUUAUUUUAUAAUGCUAAAUAAAUAGUUUGCCAUGUAACAUGCAUAAUUGGUCCAUAAUUAUUGUUAUUUUUUUAUAAAUAAUAUUCCAUUAUCUGUGGAUCCUUUUUAAUAUAAAAGAAACGUAUCUGUUGCGAAGGCAUUAUGCUUGCAUGCCUUAAAAAUUAUUACUUUUGUCUUUGAUAGAUAAAAUAUGAUAUGGUCUGAUUUUUAAACUCCUAUGUAUUAUAAAAACAUUCAGAAUUUAAAACUAAAAUGAUAAUUUACAAGAGAUAUGAUGUUUUUUUUAUAUAGUUAAAAUUUUGUUGUUCGUUUUGUACGGUUAGCUUUAAUUCAUAGUUAUAUAGUUUGAUUUAUAAAAACAAAUGGACAUCAUAAACUGAUACUGAAAAUUGCUGAUUUAAUUUUGUACUACUUAGGUAUAGUCAGUAGGAUUCAUAAUUCAUAACGAAACUUUUGAUAAUGAUAACAAAAUAUCCUCGGGUGCUGUCCUGAUUUCUGUCUAUUAUCUAAAUAGCAUGAAGUCAAUGUUAGCAUUAUCAAAUGGAAGACACUUAAUUUAUUUUUAUAAACAGUAUUUAUUUUGUUAUUCUUAUUUAUUUAUUCCAUUAAAGCAACGACGAGAAGUACUUCUUAAAAUCGUUAUAUAGAAACUGUAACCCAAGUAUUUACCAAUUAUAAAUAAAUCAUUCUUCAAAGUUG